This is a messenger RNA of Chiloscyllium plagiosum (whitespotted bambooshark), 7099 nucleotides long. Its product is annotated as transcription factor E2F1-like. The record is from RefSeq and is a predicted model, not a curated record. Gene Ontology annotation, molecular function: protein dimerization activity; RNA polymerase II cis-regulatory region sequence-specific DNA binding; DNA-binding transcription factor activity, RNA polymerase II-specific. Gene Ontology annotation, biological process: regulation of transcription by RNA polymerase II. Lineage: Eukaryota; Metazoa; Chordata; Chondrichthyes; Orectolobiformes; Hemiscylliidae. Gene Ontology annotation, cellular component: Rb-E2F complex.
UACAGACCACACCUAGCAAUGUAAUUGUACCCUUUUUGUUCCUUUACUUUUACCAAAUUUAUUGUUGUCAAACUCUUAACUAUAUCCUCUUUCCCCAGCACUACAAUGCUUCCUUAACCAAUACACCAUCCCCUUUUCUUCCUUUCUUAUCUUUUCUGAACACCUUAUAUCCAAGAAUAUUUAACAGCUAGUCUUUUUCUUUCCUUGAGCUAGGUAGGUCUUGGUUAUUGCAUAACAUCAUACUUCGACAUGGCAAUCUGUGCCUGUAACCUCCCAGCCUUAUUCACUAUACUGUACUCUGUAUGUUAACAUAUGUGCAGUGAUUCUGACUUCGACUUAAUUUCUUUCUCCUUUAUUCCCACUUCACCUAUUAACUUGCAACUCUCUACACUAACACCAGCCAAAUCUCCAUUUUUUGUGAACGCUGGUAUCUUCCUCAACUAUUGUCUUGGUUCCCACACCACUGAAAAAUUAAUCUAAAGCCCUCCCAUCUACACUAGCAAAACACCUCAGAAGUAACUCAGACCCAGCUCUGUUCAGGUGCAACCGGUCCACUUGACAGGUACCAACUUCUCAGUCCUGGUCUCCCAAACAUCCAAAGAGCUCCCUCUUCCGUCAUUUAGGUGAUCGAAAUACAAUUGCAUUAACAUUACAGAAAUAGUAUAGAUGAUCAAAUUACAUGUGAAAUAACCCUCUUGAAAUUGUACAAGUGUGGAAAGUACAAGUGAUACAACAAUGUAGAAACAGUAUAAGUGAUCAAAAAUGGAGGCAAUAAUACAGCAAUAUGAUGGAUGAUUUGAGAUGGGCAAUAAUGUCUAAAAACGGGGGCAAUAAUAUGGAACUAGCAUAUAUGAUCAAAAUGAAAGUGCAAUAAUAAAUAAAGAAAUAGCAUUGAUGAUCAAAAUACAAGUGCAAUUACACCACAGAAAUACAGUUGAUCGAAAUGCAAAUACAGAAACACUACAGAAAUAGUAUAGGUGAUUAAAAUACAGGUGCAAUAACACUACAGAAAUAGCAUAGAUGAUGAAAAUGCAAGUGCAGUAACACUGUAUAAUAACAUAGGUGGUCAAAGUGCAAGUGCAAUAACACUAAAGAAACAAAAUAGGUGUUCAAAGCUGAUCCUGUUGCAAUAACACUAUAGAAUUAGAAUUCUUGAUCUAAGUGCAAUAUAGAAAUAAUAUAGGUAAUCAAAGUGCAAAUAACAAUAUAGACAUAGUAUGGUUGAUCAAAAGUCAGGCUGGGGCUGGGCAAUGAGUCUCCCUCUAUCCUUUGAGACAGGAGUACAGAGAUACACUUCCUGGUUCUACCCCCCCACAUUCCCUUUAAAAAUACCCGCCUUCCGCAUCAGCGGAAAGCCCGCCCCUUACCCCGGCCUCCCGGGUCGCCGAUUGGCUGGAGGCGGCCGCCAGUCUGGAAGGGGGGCCAAUCGGGAGGGCGAGAGGGGCGGGGCCGGGCAUUGUGACGCAAGCACCGGCCGUUUCGCGGCAAAUAUUUGGCGCGUAAAAAGCAGCGAGAGAGAAGGAAGGAAGGAGAGAGAGAGGGAGAGGGAGAGGGAGAGGGAGAGGGUCAGCGGCUGCUGCUGAUGGCAGCAAACCCGGACUGGAGUCCAACUCCAAGUAUCCUUUUUAAAGGCUGGGACACUACCCGCUGCAGUUUACAGUCACCGGCUCAGACAUUCUCAAACACUAACCCCCACCUUUUCCCUCCAAAAAAAAAGAAACAAAGCAAAGUAACAAUCAGAAACAGCAACAACAAUUGCAACAUUGACCAUGUCCAGGGAAGUGUCAGGGGCUCCGGGAAAGCCCGGAACCUCCGCUGAUUCCCUCCGGACCGGCACCGGGCCCGGCCGGCCGCUGCUGAUCUUCUCCUCCACCCUCUCUCCACCUCCUCCUCCUCCUCCUUCCCCGGCAAGGAGUGGCCCGGUUGAGGCGGAGAGGUCGGGGACCGGGCCCGGUCCGGAGGCGGCACAGGGCGUCCUGGUGUUCGCUGCUACCCCCCUGGGUCCCGGCUCAGCCGAGUGGGGACAGCGGCCCCCCCUAGGGCGCCCGCCGGUGAAGAGGAAGUUGGAGCUGGAGAGUGAUCAUCAGUAUCUGGCCAUGGAGAUGGUGAGCCCCAGAGGGAAAGGCAAGUCUUCAGGGAGAGGUCUGAAAUCCCCAGUGGAGAAGACUCGAUAUGACACGUCCCUGAGCCUGAUCACCAAGCGGUUUAUCCAUCUGUUGGCACAGUCUCCAGAUGGCGUACUGGACCUGAACUGGGCAGCACAGGCCCUCGAAGUUCAGAAGCGCAGAAUCUAUGACAUCACCAACGUCCUGGAGGGCAUCAAACUCAUUGCCAAGAAAUCCAAGAAUCACAUCCAGUGGCUGGGUGGGCAUCAGUUCCUGGAUGGUGAGGUCCUGGCCCGGUACCAGGCCCUGGUGAAGGAUAUCGCUGAGCUGGAUGAAAAUGAUCGCAAACUGGAGGAGCUGAUCCAAAGCUGCACCCUGCAGCUCAAACUGCUGACAGAGGACUCGGAAAGCCAGAAGUUUGCCUAUGUCACAUGUCAGGACUUGCGCAGCAUUGAAGACUUGGCUGAUGAGAUGGUGAUGGUAAUUAAAGCCCCAGCUGAUACCAAGCUUCAGGUGACUGAUCCCAGUGAGGCACUUCAGAUCUCGUUGCAAAGCAGCAGGGGGCCAGUGGAUGUCUUCCUGUGUCCUGAGAGCAGCUCGGGCACUUGCAGUCCCGUGAGGAGCCUCGUCAGCCCCGUGAAGGUCAGCCCUGUGAAGGUCAGCCCCAUCCGGACAGGUGGGCUGGCUCCAGUAACCCACCAGGAACUGUUAGGAAGCACUUCCCAGGGGACCAUCCUCUUAUCGUCUUCAAGUCAUGACCAAGGGACGCACCUUGCAAGCAAUGCAUCCUCCCCAUUGGGAGGAGUUGCGGACAUUAACCUUUCCCCUUUGACCUCAGCUGCCAACCUUCUACAGCAGCCGGACGACACCCUUCCCACAAUCCCGUUUGAUGACAUGUUUAUCAACCUCUCUCCACCAAUGUUUCAGGAUUACCAUUUUGGGUUAGACGAAGGGGAAGGGAUCAGCGAGUUGUUCGACUGUGACUUUGACACGCUACCACCGUUGGAGUUCUGAGGGAGUGUUUGUGGGUGAGUUGGGAGCCGGCCUGUAUUAUUCUGAAAUGGAAGCAGAAAUUGCUGGAGAAGCUCAGCAGGAGUUUGUGCAGAGAGAAAGCAGAAUCAGCGUUUCGGAUCAAGUGGCCUUUCUUCAAAAUUUCCAGCACCUGCACUUCUUUUGUUGGUUUGAUUUACUGUGUUAUUCUGUGCCAGAAACAUUUGGGAAAGGCUUUCUCCCUUUGGCUCAUGUGAUUGAUCAGCUGGAGUUGCCUUGCAAGUCACUGGAAGAUGAAAGUUCCUGAGACUGGAGUGAAUUUGCUCAUUCCAUGGUUUCUGCUCUGUAUAAAGGUGUCCUUCCUAAUUGGAUCCCCUCCCUAACCGUAAGCCAUCUCUAAUCAUAGUAAUUAUUUCAGAUCAUUGGAAUUUGAGAAUCUCAGAGGAAAUACUCAUUGUGAUCAUUUCAAGUUUUCCCUUCAGUCACUGUUGCUAAUGACCAUAUGUUAGUCUUGAAUGGUCAUUAGCUUCUCUCACCCAUUACUGGAUGCAAUAGAGUUAAAAUCCAACAAAAGCCACUUGAGGUAUACAACUGAUUAAAAAGGACCAUCAGGAACCAUUAUCUAAUGUCGCAAUUUCACAGACAAAGAGCUGUGCACAUGAAUUAUGUCAGCUAAUUUAUUUAGUAGCCAACAAUUUAUAUUGUGUGAGGGAAAAGGUCCAUGCUAACCGCCUGACCAGUCACCCGCCCGACCAAUCAACCUCCUGACCAAUCAGCAGCCUUUUCCACUUGCUGUAUAAAUUGUUGUUCCCUUUGAAUUUGAUGUCCUGAUGAGUGUGAGAUGAAAAGCUUCGACAUUGCAACUGUUUGCCAAAACUCAGGUUUUAAUUUUGUUGUGAAUCAGCAUUCUUCUUUUAUGAGGUCCCCUUCCUGCCUGGACCAUAUUCUGAGGUGUCCGGGCGGAGUCUUGCCGGUGUGGGAUGUCUGCUCUGGGACAGAGAAAGCCAGCCCGUUCCCCCUCCCCCUCCCCCGGGUGGGGGUGGGGGCUGUUGGGUUUGGAGUGUCCCUUGACUGACUUCCCGGUGAAAGCUGCCCUGAAGGGGGAUCCAAUUUUGCCGACCGGGUCUUUCUGGUUGGACUGGUUAGGAUUCCGCACAGAGUGGUCCUGAUGCUGUGGUGGUGAUAAGGCAGGGCCCCAACCAUCCCGGUACCCUGAUGGUUCAGAAGUUCCGAUUGGCUGGGCAGGUGGUUGACUGAGGGCCAUUUCCAGGGUCAUUAGGUUGUUUUGGGGUGGGUGGGUGGGUUGGCUUAACAGUCUGUUAGCAUUCAUUCACCACCCCCUCCCCAGAAAGGUCCACCCACCCCCAAAAAAGUAAUGCCAACUGUGUCGAUUACUGCAGUGCCACUGCUGUCUCACCUCUGAGCAGUUUGCUGGUGAUGUUUAAACAGCGAGCCCCGGUGAAGGGAGAGGGGUAGAUCUCGAAUUUAUGUGGCGCCUUUUGCAACCCUCCACAUCUCUUGACACAACGAAAGCCUGUGAGGUGUUUUGCGGGGACGCUAUUAAAAUGUACGUCUGUGACGCUGAGAGGGGUGGGGGUAGAUGGCCCUAAUGACCAAAAGGGGUGAGCUUCAGGGAAAUGUCUGAACACAGGAGAGUGGGGCGGAGAGGUUGAAGACAGGAAUUCUGGAGCAGAGGUGUAGGCACAGCUGCUGUGGGUGGAGCAUUUAAAAUGGGGGGUGGCUCUAGAGGCCAGACUGAGGUCAGGGAGGUUGCCAAGAUGGUGAGCGAGAGAGGCUGCCGAGUGAUUUGAAAGCAAGGGUAAGAAUUGUAAAAUCAGAACGUUGCUUGAGGGGGAAGGGGGUGGUGGGCCAGGGUCAUUCAGUGAGGACUGGGUCAGUGUUAGAGAGGGAUUUAUGAUUUGUUAUGGAGCGGAGGGGAAAGUGACAGGGCUUUGGGUGAGUUGUAGUUGAUGGAGGUGGGACUGUGUUGGAAUAGUCCAGACCGAGUAUAACAAAGGCAGGGGUGAUGGCUCCAGCAGCUGAUGAGCUGAACCAAGGUUGAUGAUUGUCAGUGUUACAGAGGCAAGCUUAGUGACGGGUAUAGAUGUGGGAAGGGACAGAGACAUCGGAGUACAAAUACAUCAGUAACUAAAGUUGUGCCACAGUUUAGCAAAGUCAUCUUGAGAAAAGAAACACACGAGGUUUUAUAUCCAGUUGGGGUGGAAUUGCGUCAGACCUGGGUGCAACCGUUACUCACAAAGGAUGAAGGGGGUGUUCAGAAGUUUAUCUCAGGAUCAAACCUGGCGUGAACCUGACAAACAGACCCUCUCAAUCUUAGACUCUUGCCAGGGACCUGACGGAGUUGGUAUCUGCGGGGAGUGUGGGUGGUUUGGAGUGGGGCCCAAAGACAGUCUUCCCGAUAUUAACCUGGAGGGAAUUUCUGAAUGCCCAUUAACUAGAUGCUGGGUCAAGCAGUCUGCGAAUUCAGGGACAGCGGGCAGGUCGAAGAACAGUGGAGUUGAGUACCGUCAGCUCGUGUGAAAACUGAUGAAUAAUUAACUCUGGGCUUUGCAAAUCCAUGAAGCCCUUCCCAGUAAAAUGCAGCAGCUGCAGCAAUGUUGUACAUAGGAAACUUCCAGAAAGGGCACUUGGCAAGUGUCCUUCAGUGGGGGGUUAGUGGCCCUGAACUUCACGCUGAGCAGGGGCAUGUUGUAAACUGUCUUGGUGUGGAGAGUUCCUCUCAUUGAAAUGAUGAUGUUUUCCACUCUGUUUUCUGCUUUGAGCUUUUUAUUUUGUUUUAAUGUGCGUUGCCUGUUUUGUUUUUUUUUCACUCUCCCAUUUUGCGUGACAGACAGAGGGAUUGAAAUCCAAGUGGAGUUUGCUGUCAAACUCUCUACCUGCUUGAAAUCUGCCUGGGUUUCAGGCAUGCUGGCUAUCACAGCCCCUAGUUUCUGCCAGUACCAGAAACUGUCCUGUGAGGUGUUUUGGUCCCGGUGGUGUUUGGUGGUUUGUUAAGUGGGUGUGUGAGUGUCAGCUACUUUCGCAGUAUUUAGUGCCGCAGAGUUCUGGGUAGAGGUCUCCACACGGGUCUGAGGACCGAUAGCUGGGGCUGACCCACCAGGGCAGAGUGAAGGGAGUGUGCCCUUGUCAGAGGGGCUGCUGUUUUGGGUCAGAUUUUAAACUGAGGCUGCUCUUCUGCACUUAAAAGAUCCCAUGACACCAGUUCAGAAUUGAUGCUGAGAAGCUAGGCCCGGUGCCCUGGAAAUUGUUCACCAGUCAGAAUCCACGGUUAAACUGGUUGCUCUCGCGUUGCUGCUUGUGGGAUCUUGCUGUGCGCAGCUUGAUUCCAGCAGUGUCAGUAACUACUUUACCAAAACUGCUUUAUUGAUGAUUACAAGCUGAGAUCUCGGCUGGUCGUGCAAAGCCCUAGCUACAUGCGAGGCUUUCUCCUUUUUAUUGCAAACCUUUAAAAUAGACGGGGCUUGUUUCUCCCUCUUCAUUAACUGCGCUGCCACUCCAUGCUCCCACCUCCCUAACCCCACCUGGGGCAGCUCCUUGGGAGAAUGUUCCCUGAUGGAAUGGGAGCUACCUGGGCAGAGGGCGAGAUAUUCCCAGGCACCUUCUCAGUUCUACUAGAGAAGAAUGACAUCUCUGAGAUGCACUUCCAGCAGAGACCCAGAUGGGCUGAUUGGCCUCCUGUGCCACACUGUGGUCCCGUGAUCCUGUAUUUAACUGAGGCUUCCAGAUUGGAGACGUCUCCCACUGUUAUUGUGUCCCUUCCAAACUUCUAAUAAUAGAACCCUCACUCCUGAUUUCAAGUCUCUCUUUCUCUCCUAGCUCCUUGGCAGGCCCACUACCAGAGCUAUCUGCUGCAGCGAAGCAUGGAGUUGGUAUUAUUGUAUAAUUGCCUCUUGCCUCUCUCCUUUAAUCUUCUUGGCAGCACGGUGGCUCAGUGGUUAACACUGCUGCUUCACAGUGCUAGGGACCCCGGUUUAAUUCCAGCC